This is a messenger RNA of Rotaria socialis, 1416 nucleotides long. The record is from the annotation of a GenBank genome assembly. NCBI's taxonomy places the organism in Eukaryota, Metazoa, Rotifera, Eurotatoria, Philodinida, Philodinidae.
AUGAGUGAUUUAACAGAGGAACAACGGUAUGUACAAUUGCAAGCAUUACCAAUCAAUGAUCUACAGACAUUAUUAACAUUUGCCGGACAAUCACGAACUGGUAAAAGACAAGAAUUAAUUGAUCGUUGUCAUGCCUUAGUGAAAACAUCAAUGAUCAUAAGAGAAAAAUGUGAAGAACUACAUAAUAAACGUUUUGGACAAGGUGAAAAACAAACCAUACCUUACCCAAGAGAUUCCACAAAUACCGCAAGAAAUACACAUCUACAUUUACAUGCAAACCAACAAACAAAUAUUGAUAUACGCUUUACACCAUUUACAUUCAAUGAAGAUAUCUGUGUUAUAUCACCACCACAUGCAAUUGCUUCUUCUAAACAAGCAGUAAAUGGAACACAAUCGUUGGCUAAUUUUUAUUUUUUAUUAACAGCACAACAAGCAUCAGAUGUAGCAACGUCAACAUUUUUCAACACUGAUCAGUCAAAAGUUGAAUAUCGAAAACAAAUACUACUAAGAUUUACAACCAUUGGUGGUGAUUCGACAUUCAAUUGUACGAAUACUCCUGAUAAACUACCACCAAAUCUUCAUGUUAUUGUUAAUAGUCGAGCAGUACUAUUACCUCAACCAAAACCUACAGCAAAACCAAAUUCAGACGUUAUUCGACCAGGUCGACCAGUUGAUAUAACAGAAUAUUGUCGGUUAUGCCCGUUAAUAUCAAAUUUAGUUGAAAUAUCUUGGUUUACACAAGAUGUAUCAAAUCCAACUCCAACUUAUGUUGCUGCUGUCUUUCUAACUGAGCGUAAAACAGUACCACAAUUAUUAGCACGCCUUUCACGUCCAUCAGCCAUUCGAUCAUCGAUUGAAACUCAACGUACAGUAACACAAAUUCUAGCAGCCUCUCAAACUUCACAAGGAACUGAUAAUGAUCUUGAGGUGGCUUCAACAUCACUUCGUCUACCACUUGAUUGUCCCGCAAUGCGUAUUCGAAUGCGAAUGCCUGGACGUGCAGUAACAUGUAAACAUGUUCACUGUUUUGAUUUAGAAGGUUAUUUAAGAAUGAAUGAAAAAAAACCAACUUGGCUUUGUCCUGUAUGCAAUAAACAAGCAUUGUAUACAGAUCUAUUUGUCGAUCAAUUUUUUAUUGAUAUUAUUGGUAAAUGUUCAUCGGAUGUUAAAGCUAUCGAAUAUGAACCCAAUGGACAAUGGAAAGCUGUUGGAGAGGAAAAAUUAUCUCGACGAGCACAACGUGAAAGAGAUGCUUAUAAAGCAGCACAAGCAGCAAACAAUACGAAUGGAAAAGCAGUGCCCGAUAUUGAUCAUUCAGGUGAUGAUGAUUCAAAUGACGAACGAUCAAUCAGCAAAUCAAAUGAACGUCCAAAUACUCAAGACGAGAUUCCUAUUAUUGAAUUAGAUGAUGAUUGA